Acanthisitta chloris (rifleman) is the source of this 954-nucleotide messenger RNA. It is a transcript of the gene SLC51A, whose product is annotated as solute carrier family 51, alpha subunit. The transcript has 8 exons. Gene Ontology annotation, cellular component: endoplasmic reticulum membrane; plasma membrane. Gene Ontology annotation, molecular function: transporter activity. The record is from RefSeq and is a predicted model, not a curated record. Gene Ontology annotation, biological process: bile acid and bile salt transport. The annotation marks the transcript as partial. Lineage: Eukaryota; Metazoa; Chordata; Aves; Passeriformes; Acanthisittidae.
AAGAACUUCCGGGGCCCGGCCGCUUUCUUCCCCCUGCCGCCCACCUCCCGGCAGCUGCUCUACCAGCUGGACAUUGCCCAACUCACCAUCCUGGGCCUCUGCACCAUCAUGACACUGCUGUCAGUCGCAAUCUUCGUGGAAGAGGCUUUCUACCUCACCCACAAGAUCCGCUGCCCCAUCAAGAUGAAGACUCUCCGCUGGAGCAGCUCAGCCCCUACAGUAGUGUCUGUGGUCAGCUGCUUCGGACUGUGGUUCCCACGCUCCAUGAUGGUGGUGGAGAUGGCUACCACAGCGUACUUCGCUGUCUGCUUCUACCUCCUGAUGUUGGUCAUGGUGGAGGGGUUUGGAGGGAAGGAGGCAGUGCUCAGCACCCUGAAGGAUGUGCCCAUGGUGGUCAGCACUGGGCCCUGCUGCUGCUGCUGCCCCUGUCUGCCCCGGAUCACCAUGAGCAGGAAAAAGCUUAAACUCAUGAUGCUGGGGACUUUCCAGUAUGCCUUCUGCAGGGCAGUUGCUGUCUUCCUGGGGCUCGUCCUGGCUGCUGAUGGGAAUUACAACCCUGCUGACAUUUCAGCAGAGAGCGUGGCUCUCUGGAUCAACACCUUGGUUGGUGCCUCCACCCUCUUUGGGCUUUGGGCCCUGGGCAUCCUCUUCCGGCAGGCCCGGCUGCACCUGACUGAGCAGAACAUCAGGGCCAAGUUCACCUGCUUCCAGGUCCUCCUCCUCCUGACGGCGCUGCAGCCUGCCAUCUUCAGCAUCCUGGCCAACAACGGCAACAUCGCCUGCUCGCCACCCUUCUCCUCCAAGGCCAGGUCGCAGCAGAUGAACAUGCAGCUGUUGAUCCCGCAGACCUUCAUCUUGGUAGUGCUGACGCGGAUCUACUACCGCAAGGCGGAUGACAAGCCGGGCUACCAGCCCGUCAGUUUUGCACCCACAGGCACCGACAUCAAGGCGUGA